Molecule: messenger RNA, 960 nt
Organism: Stomoxys calcitrans (stable fly)
Lineage: Eukaryota; Metazoa; Arthropoda; Insecta; Diptera; Muscidae
Product: COMM domain-containing protein 4
Exons: 4
Coding region: 230-829 (199 amino acids)
Source: RefSeq, a predicted model, not a curated record
UAUAAAAUCAAUGCUUUCUUGUUGUAUGUGAAAACAAACAAACGAAUGAAAAUUUAAAACACUCAACUUGUAACGGUAUUACCAAUAAUUAUAAUUUUUGUAUUUGGCAACAAUGAUUGUGUGGCAUGGCCCGCUGUAAACUUACACUUAUCGACUUUUGGACUCCAACAUCGAUUUCAUUGCAGGCUAUCGAUUGGUCGAAAGCCGAUUUAUAGAUUCGAACCAAAACAUGAAAUUCCGUUUUUGUGGCGAUGGUGAUUGUCCCGAUUGGGUGUUGGGUGAGAUCAUUUCUACACUGUCCGUGUUGGAGGCCAACCAAUUGAAAACUCUUGCAGACAUGGUAGCCAGGAAAAUAUUGGGACAGCAAUUUGAUGAGGAUGAAGUGAAGUCAUUGACGUCAACAGUGUCUUCGGACGGCAAGACAGCCAUUGCAUCCAUUCAUUUUCUGUUGAACAAUGCGGCUCGUCACAAUGCCAGUGAACUGGUGUUCAAUGAGGAAAUACAACAAUUGGGCUUGCCCAAGGAACAUGCCGCAGCAAUGUGCACUGUACUAACGGAACAUGCUAAAGCAAUACGUCAGCGUUUGAUUGAUAAGUCUUUUAAAAUUAACGAACUCGAAUCAAUUCGUUUUCUACCACCUACAAGUGAAAGCAUUAAUUGCAGUCGUUUCGAAUUGAAAAUCGCACAGGAUUUAGUGAACGGUUUGCCACAGGACACUACUCAUGUGCUGCACAUAGAUAACGCCCAGUUGCGUGUACUAUUGAAUGAAAUGAAACAUGCCCGCAGUAUUAUGGAUAAAUAUGAUAAUACGAAUUUUAAAAAAAUCUAAUAACUAUAUUUAACAAUUGUUCCAUCGGCUAACAAACGUCAUUUAGACAUUAAUGAUACGUAAGCGGUGGUAUUGUAUAUGCGAAAUCCAAAAAAAUUAUGUGAUAUAAAAAUCUUAUAUUCAAAAACUAA